AUGGUUAAUAUGAGACUGACCAAAGGACAUGUGGAGUCAGAGAACAGAGAAACAGGAACUGUUAGAAAAACUUGUUAUAGUCCCAUUUACUUUCCUUUCCAGAGGAAGAACAAGGAGGAGCCCGAACGUCAGUUCACCCUGGACUCGUUUUUUGAGGAGAUACUGCAGAAGCGGUUGCAGGAAGAGAAAGAAGUCCUUUCUGUUUCGGAGCGUCAGUUCACUUUGGACGCGUUUUUUGAGGAGGUGCUGCAGAAGCGGCUGCAGGAAGAGAAAGAAGUCCGUACUGCUCCGGAGCGUCAGUUCACCCUGGACUCGUUUUUUGAGGAGAUGCUGCAGCAGCGGCUGCAGGAAGAGAAAGAAGUCCUUUCUGUUUCGGAGCGUCAGUUCACUUUGGACGCGUUUUUUGAGGAGGUGCUGCAGAAGCGGCUGCAGGAAGAGAAAGAAGUCCGUACUGCUCCGGAACAUCAGUUCACCCUGGACUCGUUUUUUGAGGAGAUUCUGCAGAAGCGUCUGCAGGAAGAGAAAGAAGUUCUUUCAGUUAUGGAGCGUCAGUUCACUUUGGACGCGUUUUUUGAGGAGGUGCUGCAGAAGCGGCUGCAGGAAGAGAAAGAAGUCCGUCCUGCUCCUGUUAGUAUAAAUUCGAACAGUGAGCGUCAGUUCACCCUGGACUCGUUUUUUGAGGAGAUGCUGCAGAAGCGGCUGCAGGAAGAGAAAGAAGUCCUUUCUGUUUCGGAGCGUCAGUUCACUUUGGACGCGUUUUUCGAGGAGGUGCUGCAGAAGCGGCUGCAGGAAGCAAAAGAAGUCCGUCCUGCUCCGGAGCGUCAGUUCACGCUGGACGCCUUCUUCGUGGAGUUGCUGCAGCAGCGGCUGCAGGAAGAGGAUUAA
Molecule: messenger RNA, 885 nt
Organism: Schistocerca americana (American grasshopper)
Lineage: Eukaryota; Metazoa; Arthropoda; Insecta; Orthoptera; Acrididae
Product: nexilin-like
Exons: 10
Coding region: 1-885 (294 amino acids)
Source: RefSeq, a predicted model, not a curated record